UGGGUUUUAGUGACAACCUGUAUACAGCUGUACUCCAUCUAACCCCACCCCCUUCCCUCUGCAACUAAAUGCGCCCCUCUUCUUCUUCCUCUUCUCUUUUCCCCUUUUUCCACAAAAAAAGAUUAACUACUCUGUAAACCUCUUCAACCCACAGAUUUUCAUGCUUUAUUGUUAAAAAGAUUUAAGGGUUUAAGAAUUCAUGAAGAAAUUCUGGCAUUGUUUUAGUAGUUCAUCUCUUAACAGUAUUCGCAAUGCGCAUCCCUAAAACCUCACCUAUUCCUAGGCCAAUUUCCUAACCUCCGCUUCUUCCUCAUUAUAUACCAUUUUUUUUUUUGUUUUUCUGGUUGUAGUGAAGUAUUACUACUGCUAGUGCUCUGUAAAACGGGGUCGUUUUGAGGAGAGAGAAAGUGAGUAUGGAUCCUUGUCCAUUUGUUCGUCUAACCGUCGGUAACCUCGCGCUGAAAGUUCCUGUACCAGCAAAACCAGCGCGCACUGUAAUCCACCCAACAUCCUCCCCCUGUUUUUGUAAAAUCAAACUCAAAGGCUUUCCCGUCCAAACCGCUGUUAUCCCCUACAAUCCGUCGGAAACGCUCGUUUCUGACGGAAACCACCAUCCCCAAACCGGUUUCAUCGCCGCCGCAACUUUCCAUUUAAGCAAGGAUGAUCUGAAUAAAAUCGCCGGAAAAUCGAUCUUCGUCGGAAAACUGUUUCUGAAGAUUUCAAUCUUUACUGGAAGAACAGGGGCAACUUGUGGGGUGAAAAACUCUGGAAGAUUGUUGGGGAAAGUAUCUGUACCGUUGGAUCUUAAAGGGGCGGAAUCAAGGGCAGUGGUUUUUCACAACGGGUGGACUUCUGUUGGGAAAGAAUCUGGUGUUUCGCAGUUUCAUGUAAAUGUUCGAGCUGAUCCUGAUCCUAGGUUCGUUUUUCAGUUUGAUGGUGAACCUGAGUGUAGUCCUCAAGUUUUUCAGAUUAAAGGGAAUAUUCGUCAGCCUGUUUUUACUUGCAAUUUUAGCUUCCGCUCCACCAACUCUGACCGUCAUCAACGUUCCAGAUCAUCGGAGCAAGGAAGUGGAAGAGGAUGGUUGAGUUCGUUUGGAAGUGAGAGAGAAAGGCCAGGGAAAGAGAGAAAAGGUUGGUCAAUUACGGUCCAUGAUUUAUCAGGUUCACCGGUUGCGGCUGCGUCAAUGGUGACACCAUUUGUGGCAUCCCCUGGUUCGGACCGAGUUAGUCGGUCUAACCCGGGUUCGUGGCUUAUUCUUAGGCCAGGUGAAGGUACUUGGAAGCCGUGGGGCCGUCUCGAGGCGUGGAGAGAGCGAGGGGCUCAUGAUGGGCUUGGGUAUCGGUUUGAGUUGAUUCCUGAUAUGAGCGCCAACUCUGGGGUGGUGUUAGCUGAGUCAACUCUUAAUACGGCGAAAGGCGGGACGUUUACGAUUGACUUGGGUGGGUGUAGUCAGGUCAAUGCUGGUAGUAAUGGGAAUGGUUCGAAUCGGGGUAAUCAACGGUCGAGCUCGCCCGGGUGUAGCCCAAGGAGAGGGAGUGGGGAUUUCGGAAUGGGGUUGUGGCCGUAUAGCGCGUAUAGAGGGUUUGUGAUGGCGGCGAGGGUGGAAGGGGAAGGGAAAUGUAGUAAGCCGACCGUGGAGGUGAGCGUGCAGCAUGUCACCUGCGCGGAGGAUGCCGCUGCCUACGUCGCGCUCGCGGCAGCGGUUGAUCUUAGUAUCGACGCUUGUAGGCUUUUCUCCCAAAAGCUUAGGAAGGAGCUUUGCCACACUAAUGAUCUGGGUAGCUGACACUCUUGGCUUUUGGGUGUUUAUCAAUUUACUAUUUUUAAAGUUUUGAGUAAUUUUUACUAAGUGAUGGAAUUUGUACUCCAUCGACUUUUUAGAUGGUUAAGUACGUAAUUAAUUACUGCCUGAUUAUUAUUAGUAACUACUGACUGGUUGUGGGAGGAGGGAGAAAUGUGUAUAGUAGGGAGUAGAUUUUAGGAGAUAAAACAAGAAGGUAAAAAAAAAAUAUUUUCCUUCUUUGAUUUGUGUGUGGCUUGAUUAAGAUCUUUAUGUUUUUUUGGAAAGUACUAUCGGUUUUAAUUUACUUUAGUAUUUUCUCUCUUUUGAUUGCAAUGUUUGAACUUA
Messenger RNA from Chenopodium quinoa (quinoa), 2129 nucleotides. RefSeq lists its product as uncharacterized. NCBI's taxonomy places the organism in Eukaryota, Viridiplantae, Streptophyta, Magnoliopsida, Caryophyllales, Amaranthaceae. The transcript has 2 exons. The record is from RefSeq and is a predicted model, not a curated record. The coding region runs from base 414 to 1787 and encodes 457 amino acids.